Molecule: messenger RNA, 1728 nt
Organism: Drosophila hydei
Lineage: Eukaryota; Metazoa; Arthropoda; Insecta; Diptera; Drosophilidae
Product: tetratricopeptide repeat protein 17
Exons: 1
Coding region: 210-1613 (467 amino acids)
Biological process (GO): actin filament polymerization
Cellular component (GO): actin cytoskeleton; cytoplasm
Molecular function (GO): protein binding
Source: RefSeq, a predicted model, not a curated record
ACUCUUUUUAAUAUGAUAAAGUUAUAUUUACAUGCUGCGCCGAAUAUUGCUGUUAACAUAACAUAUCCUAAAAAUGGCCGAGAGUACAAAAUUAACUGUUGUCGGUGUUUAUUUACAUAUAAAAAAAGGAAGUCGGUAUAAAUGUUUUUGCCUGUAAUUCGAUUGGCAGACAACUGCGACGCGACUAAUCAAGGUACAGCCAAUGCAUAAUGCGGCUAUAUCCGUAUUUAGUUGCCGCCUGCUGCAUCCACGUGCUAUGCGCUAGCAACCAUUGGGUGCUGAAGGACGAGCGAAUUGUUCAAAAGUUGGAUUCGCCAUUCUUUAUGCGUGAGCCAAACAAUUUGAUUGCCUUUCUGGAGCAGAUACGCUACAAUGAGUAUGUGGAGCGCAGUUAUUUGGAGCUGUUGCGCAAACGUGAACAAAUUGUCGAGCAUUUACGCUUUUCUAUGCGUUUCGGCGAGGAUUUGGCCGAGCAAGCCAAAUGCGCCAUGGAUUACUAUUUGCUGGAGAAGCGUAUGUCCUAUCUAAAGAUAACACCGGAUCAGCUAAAACGCAUAAAUUUGCCGGAGCAGCGUGAAUUACAGCAACCCUUGCAGCUCGCCGGCAUCAAAAGCAAAUACAAUCGUGAUCUGGAACCGAUCUGUAAGAAUUAUCAGGAGUUGAGCGUAGGUCCGGCGACGUAUGAUCAUUUGGAUAGUUUUCAGCCGGAGGUGCUGGAAUCGGCAUAUGUUGAGCGGGAACAUGAUACGAACAUUGGUCAAGCCACCGUUGAGCUGACGCGCCGUUUUGCUCUCGACGGCCUACAAAGGCAGCCGGAUUCAUGGAAAUUUCAUACGCUUAGCUCCUACUAUUGGCGGAUGCGUGGCAAUGCAUUGCAGGCUCUACCCUGUGCCCGUCUAGCUGUUAUGCUAGCUCCACCCGAACACAAGGACAUUCCACUCUUAAGUCUCGGCACCAUACUCUUUCGCAUGGGUCGACUGGCCGAUGCGGAUCUUAUAUUGAGUGCUGCGGUGGAGCAUGCGCCGCUCGUGGCUGAGAAUCAUGUGGUAUUGGCUUCGGCGCUGGCCAUGAAACAUGACUUCAAUCGUUCGCAAUUCCAUUUCGAUGAGGCGGAACGCUUAGAUCCAAGCACCUUGCCACGCACACAGCAGGUGCGAAAUUUCAUCAGCUGCUUAGAGAAUCUCACAAAGAAGACAUCGAAAAUGUACAGCUAUGUGAAAUACAUGAAGAACGAGCUGAAAGAGUUCAAGAAAUUGAAGCAACAUAUCUUCCAAAAUCACGAACGAUUAAUUCAACAGCAAUUGCCGCUGGGCGCACGACGUUUCCUCGACUCCCGGGCCAAUAACGAGGACCUGCAUCGACGUGGACAAUAUUGUAGUACGCGGACGCCGAAUGGCUCCGAUGAGCCGGUGCUCUUCUGCGACUUCUAUUCAGAUAUGCAGAUGCGUUUGGAGAGCAAAGACAUUGAUAUCGAGGUGCUCGAGCGGGAUCUGAUGGCCAGCACGGAAAGCGUCAUUCGCCAAGUCUCCACCGAAAUACGCAAGCAAUUCAAUUUGGAACAGCUGAAGGCAGCCAAGGCCCAAAUGCCAGCAAAGGCUUCCAAGUCCACGUAGUCGGAGACCCUCAAACUCCUUCUCUUCCUUUCUUCAAAUUGCAUUCCAUAAUAAAAAGAAGAGGAAGACUCGAAGGGGAAAAAAAGUGUAAAAAAAAAACAGUUUUUGUCACAAA